Messenger RNA from Entamoeba dispar SAW760, 1101 nucleotides. RefSeq lists its product as uncharacterized. Bases 1 to 1101 code for a protein of 366 amino acids. The record is from RefSeq and is a predicted model, not a curated record. The transcript has 2 exons. Lineage: Eukaryota; Evosea; Mastigamoebida; Endamoebidae.
AUGAGUAAUGAUUCGGUUAUUAAUUAUUAUAACACUAUUCUUCUUGGGAGAUGGAAAAAAACAAAUAACGAUAUCAAUAAAUUAUAUAACUAUGCAUUAACACAUCCUGAUAAAAGAGUUUCUGCUGAUGCAAUGUAUGAUGCUCAAAUGAUUUCUGGAGAAUGUGAUAUUCAAAAAUUAUUAUUUGCUGCAGAAAGAUAUUGGGAGAGUGAAAUGGAUAUUAAAUUAUAUAAUGGAGUAUCAUUUGAUGAAUGUGUUUUAUUAAUGAAUGAUUGUUUUGAAAGAAUAUUAGAAAAAGCAGAAAAGGAAGACCCAACAAAUAUUUCAAUGUAUUCUAUUAGAUUUGGUACAAUGUUAUAUACUUUAGAACAUCCAAAUAUGGCAUGUACAUAUUAUUUAAAAGCAUUAGUUCCAUCAACAUCAUAUGAAUUACAAUACUUAGUAUUUGAAACAAUUUGUAUGUUAUCAGUUAAAUAUGAAUUAUCUACAGCACAAACAGCAGCAUUUGAACAAUUAAAAAAAUGUUUAGAACAUGUUAAUGUUAGUGAUGAUGAAACAACAUCAUUUUAUCAACAAACUAUUGACAUACUACUCUUUUCAAUAUUAAUUUUACUUUCAACAAAUGGACAUCCAAAUGCUAUUGCUGAACAAUUUAAUUUAUAUUGUACAUGGAUGGCAAAACCAAGAAAUCAAUUUAAAGUAACAGUCACACAAAAUAUAUUUCAAAGUUAUAAUAAUUCUACUACUCCUGAUCAAUUAUUUAAAACAUGUGUAAUUUUAGACAAAGCAAUAGAAAACGAUAUGAAAGGAAUGAUUAGUUAUAAUAGAGUAAGAAUUCUAUUUAAAUUUAUUGUAUCAAUAUUAAAAGUAAAAUCUUAUGACAACUUAUUUUCUACAUUUGAAUUAACAGAAAAACAAUUAGUCGAUUUAAUUCCUGAAGAACAUAGAGAACUAUUUUUAUAUGUUUGUUCUAAAAUCCAUAUUCUUCGUAAAAAUCAUUUAGAACAAAUUUCGUUAUUACAACAACAAAAAGACUCUAUUCAAUCUAAAGUAAAAGAAGAAGAUAAGAAUGAAAAAAUUAAAAAAGAAACAACAAAAUGA